CUUUCCAAACGCCUAUCAAUCUUUUAGCUGGCCAAUCACAGAGUGAAUGCAAACAUGUCCCGCCCCCCCGCGCGCUACUUCCUGAGCCACCACUCGUAAAUUGAAAGAUGAGGAGAUGCUGCGCCGUUGUUGAUUGUUGAAUGUCAUUAAAACAGUUAGCUCCAUCUUUUGACACUUCUUCCACCCCCGUCCUUGCACGCUACACCACUACAACAAAGAUGACGGGGAGAAGACGCUGCCGAAGGAACAUUAUUUGGAUGAAGAAGGCAGCACUCCUUCAAAGGAAACGCAGUGUUUUUCCUGUUGCACGGAAUGCGAGUGAAAUCAGAAUUAAGUGUUCCCACUGGCCGUUUUAACAAGUGAACCAUUGCCGCCGUUGAACAAAGUGACUUCGCCGACUGCCAAAGCAAAGAAGUGGAUCUGUCAUUUGGAAUAAAAACAAUGAGCCUGGUGCAGCUGCUGAAAUGCCACUUUCUGAGCCACCUGAUCCUCUGCUACGUGUUCCUGGUCAGCGGUCUCAUUGUGAACCUGCUCCAGCUAUGCACCCUACCUCUUUGGCCGCUCAGCAAACAGCUGGCUCGCAAGGUCAACUGCAGGCUGGCCUACUGCAUCUACAGUCAGAUGGUCGCUGCAUUGGAGUGGUGGUCCGGCACUGAAUGCACGCUCUACACAGAUCCAAAGAGUUUCUCUCUGUACGGGAAGGAAAAUGCAAUUGUGGUUCUCAACCACAGUUUUGAGAUAGACUUCCUGUGCGGCUGGACUUUCUGCGAGAGAUUUGGUGUUCUUGGGAGUUCUAAAGUUCUUGCCAAAAAGGAGUUGGCUUAUGUUCCGAUUAUUGGUUGGAUGUGGUAUUUCAUGGAGAUCGUUUUCUGCAAGAGGAAGUGGGAAGAUGACAGAAAGACGGUGGCACAGAGCCUUCAGAACUUGAGGGAUUACCCCGAAAAAUACUGGUUUUUGCUUUACUGUGAAGGAACACGCUUCACACCAAAGAAACACCAAAACAGCAUGCAGGUGGCGGAGAGCAAAGGUUUGCCCAAACUGAAGUACCAUCUUCUACCAAGAACCAAAGGCUUCUGGAUCACUGUUCAAAACCUCAGAGGAACUGUCGCGGCUGUGUACGACUCCACGCUUAACUUCAGAAACAAUGAAACUCCAACUCUGCGGGACAUACUUAGCGGGAAGAAAUACCAUGCAGACUUAUAUGUGAGGAGAAUCCCACUGGAACUGAUCCCAGAAGAUGAAUCGGAAUGUGCUGAUUGGCUACACAAACUCUACCAGGAAAAGGACAGUUUUCAAGAGCUCUACAUGCAGACAGGGUUGUACCCAGGUCCCACAGUGAGCCCUCCACGUCGUCCCUGGUCAUUGAUCAACUGGUUGUUCUGGUCCUGCCUGCUUCUGUACCCACUGGGUCUGCUCCUUGUCCAGCUCUUUGCCUCAGGAUCGGUUACGACUAUCUUGGCCUCAGUGGCUCUCUGCACCGCAGCUUCGGUGGGAGUUCGUUGGAUGAUCGGCCAGACUGAGAUCAACAGAGCUUCGCACUACGGUGAAAGCAAGGCGAUGCAUCAAAACAACAACUAAAGAAGCCACUCGUGCUUGGAAGAUGCAUCUUAGCGCAGAGACCGCAGAAGUUCCCGGCUUUGUGACUGCACUGCUGCUGCUGCCGUUGCAACAUGCGGCGACCUGCCCGAAUUCACAAUGCAGACAGUGUGCGCUCAAGAAUAAAGUGGACCAUAUAUUUAGAAGAUGGCUUUAAAUAGCUCUGCUUAAAUAUUCAAUUUACAAAAAACACAUUCUAUGCAGCUGACCAUUUCUGUGUCUAUACUUCUAUUUUAUUGGUUCAUAACGGUGAUUGUGUCUCUUAAACAUAAUUAAAAUAUGUACUUUUGACAAAGUCAUACGUGUUACGCACCGCAACUUGGUAUUGAAUUCCACCAUUUUCUGUAACAAAGCUACUUUAAAAGGCUUUCUUUGUCAUCCAUUCUUAUGUGCAAUACAAAGUAUACCAGCAAGCUUAAUUAAUAAA
Molecule: messenger RNA, 2023 nt
Organism: Entelurus aequoreus (snake pipefish)
Lineage: Eukaryota; Metazoa; Chordata; Actinopteri; Syngnathiformes; Syngnathidae
Gene: agpat4
Product: 1-acylglycerol-3-phosphate O-acyltransferase 4 (lysophosphatidic acid acyltransferase, delta)
Exons: 11
Coding region: 442-1578 (378 amino acids)
Cellular component (GO): mitochondrial outer membrane; endomembrane system
Molecular function (GO): 1-acylglycerol-3-phosphate O-acyltransferase activity
Source: RefSeq, a predicted model, not a curated record